Molecule: messenger RNA, 1407 nt
Organism: Leptopilina heterotoma
Lineage: Eukaryota; Metazoa; Arthropoda; Insecta; Hymenoptera; Figitidae
Exons: 3
Coding region: 1-1407 (468 amino acids)
Biological process (GO): DNA integration
Molecular function (GO): nucleic acid binding
Source: RefSeq, a predicted model, not a curated record
AUGGCUUUAGAGACGCAAGUCAAUAUGCCUUCGCUACCGCCGUUUAUAUCAAAAAUCAGUUCCUCCCAAGGAGUUGUACAUACUCACCUCUUAGCAUCCAAAACUCGCGUCGCUCCGGUUAAGACGAUCAAGAUUCCGAAAUUAGAGCUUUGUGCUGCUGCACUAACGAUUAAGCUCAUCAACAAAAUACAAGAUGAAUUAGGAAAAAAUGUCAUUUCGAUCCACGCAUGGUCUGAUUCCAUGAAUGCUUUAACUCAUACGCACAAUGAUCGUAGUUUGUUCAGUAGUUUUUCAUCCUUGACUCGACUUUGUAGAGUCGUAGCUCGUUGUUUACGCUUAAAAUACCUUCUCUUACCAAAUCCUGAGCGUACCGUACUGUUACAUCAACUACUCAAUACAGAAGAACUCGAACGCGCAUUCCUGGCCACCGGAAAACGCCUUCAACAAAAGAUUCCUCUGGCUCGAUUGAACCCCUUCAUUGAUUCGAAUGGAAUUGUAAGAGUUGGAGGGCGGUUGGCUAAUUCUCCAUUACCUUAUGACCAACGCCAUCCAGUCAUUUUGCAUGGAAACUGCUUAUUGUCCAGACUUCUUAUCGAUUGGGCUUAUCGCACAGCCCUACACGGAGGGUUCCAACUAACCUACGCGUACGCAGUUCGCAGAGCUUGGCUUAUUCGAGCUAAAGUUCAAGUGAAAGCACAUAUUCGCACUUGCAUCACUUGCGCUCGAAAUCGUGCUCAAAAAUCUGAACAAUUAAUGGGGAACCUCCCACCCGAGAGAGUUACUCCAAGUUUCCCUUUCGAGAAAACUGGGAUUGAUUACGCAGGGCCUUUUGCCGUAAAACGAACACCAGGACGUGGAUCGCGAACUGUUAAGGGCUAUAUAGCUCUUUUUGUUUGUUUAUCUUCAAAAUCCGUACAUCUUGAAGAGGUCGGCGAUCUUACCACUCAGUCAUUUUUGGGUGCAUUGCAACGAUUUGUUGGACGCCGCGGCAUUCCUCACGAACUGUGGAGUGACAAUGCAACAACAUUCCACGGGGCUGAUGCCGACUUACGUUCUAUGUUACGAGAGGCUGAAAUCGAUUGGAAUUUAGUGGAAAACACAUUAGCUAAUCAACAAAUAAAGUGGAACUUCAUCCCUCCUUUAGCUUCCCAUUUCGGAGGCUUGUGGGAAGCGAACAUAAAAUCCGCUAAAUCCAUUAUGAGAAAGGUUAUUGGAUCCCUUCCUCUUACCUUUGAGGAAUUAUCUACACUAAUGGUUCAGAUUGAAGCCUGCAUGAACUCCCGACCUCUUCUGCCUAUCACAGGCGGUCCAGAUGAUUUGGAUUACCUGACACCGGGCCAUGUACUAAUCGGUAAACGUUUAAAACAGGUACCUAAGCCAAGCAGUUCAAAUAAGUUGAGUGUUUAA